Populus euphratica (Euphrates poplar) is the source of this 2408-nucleotide messenger RNA. RefSeq names its product cellulose synthase-like protein G3. Gene Ontology annotation, cellular component: membrane. The transcript has 6 exons. The record is from RefSeq and is a predicted model, not a curated record. NCBI's taxonomy places the organism in Eukaryota, Viridiplantae, Streptophyta, Magnoliopsida, Malpighiales, Salicaceae. Gene Ontology annotation, molecular function: cellulose synthase (UDP-forming) activity. Gene Ontology annotation, biological process: cellulose biosynthetic process. Bases 37 to 2274 code for a protein of 745 amino acids.
UUGCUCCUGAGAUACUAGCCUACACCACCAGAAAGCAUGGAGGAUCGACCAAAAGAAUCCGGCACUACAAAAGCCUCUACCGGUGGUGGUCCUCCUCCUCUUCACACGGUUAAGCCCAUGGGAUUAACAAUUUUCAACCCCAUGUUUGCCACAGUUUAUGCUCUUGCCAUUUUAGCUCUAUUCUAUCACCAUGCAAAAACACUGCUGUGCUCCACAACCUUAGUCUCCUUCUCUAUAAACCUCACUUUGUCACUAUCCGAUUUUGUCCUUACUUUCAUGUGGAUCAACACGCAGACUUUUCGCAUGUGUCCAGUCUGUCGUAAGCAAUUCCCUGAAAAUGUUGAAAAAGUCAUGAAAAGAAGUGAUUUUCCAGCUUUAGACGUGUUCAUAUGCACCGCUGAUCCAUACAAGGAGCCACCAAUAGGUGUGGUGAAUACGGCUUUAUCAGUGAUGGCAUAUGACUAUCCAAAAGAGAAGAUUUCAGUCUAUGUAUCUGAUGAUGGAGGCUCAGCCUUGACUCUUUUUUCUUUCAUGGAGGCUGCCAAGUUUUCUACCCACUGGCUACCAUUUUGCAAGAAGAACAAUAUACUAGAGAGGAGCCCUGAGGCAUAUUUUGAAUCCAAUCAUCCUUGCACCUCUGAGAGUGAGAAGAUUGAGGUGAUGUAUAAAAGCAUGAAAGCCAAGGUAGAGAAUGCUGUUGAGAAGGGAGAAGUCGAUGAUCAGUAUAUCACUGGCCUGGAUCAACAACAAGAGAUCUUCAACAAAUGGACUGAUAACUUCACACGACAAGACCAUCCCGCUGUCAUUCAGGUUCUACUAGAUGCAAGCAAGGACAAAGACACCGCUGGUAACCUGAUGCCAAAUCUCAUCUACGUUUCUAGAGGAAAAUGCAAGGCUUUACCUCAUCAUUUCAAAGCCGGUGCCCUCAAUGCCUUGCUACGAGUAUCAAGCAGCAUGACCAAUGCACCAAUAAUCUUGACUCUAGAUUGCGACUUCUGCUCGAAUGAUCCACAAACACUUCUACGGGCAAUGUGUUAUCUAUGCGAUCCAGCAAUUAGGUCCACAUUAGCAUACGUUCAGUUUCCUCAGAUAUAUCGUGGAAUCAAUAAAAACGACAUCUAUUGUGGUGAAUAUAAACGUUUGUUUGUAAUUAAUACAAUGGGGAUGGAUGGAGUAGAGGGUCCUAAUUAUGUUGGAACUGGAUGUUUCUUUCAUCGGAGAGCUUUCUUUGGAAGUCCAUCAAGCCUAAUAUCACCAGAGAUUCCUGAACUAUCCCCAGACCAUGUUGUGGACAAGCCCAUCCAAUCCCAGUCAGUUUUGGCACAGGCACAUCAAGUAGCAGAUUGCAAUUAUGAGAACCAAACCGACUGGGGCUCUAAGAUUGGAUUCAGAUAUGGAUCAUUAGUGGAGGAUUAUUACACAGGUUUUAGGUUGCAAUGCGAGGGGUGGAAAGGCAUUUUCUGUAAUCCUGAAAGGCCCGCGUUUUUGGGUGACGUUCCCAUCAACUUGGCUGAUGCUCUGAAUCAACAAAAGAGAUGGUCAAUUGGACUUCUUGAAGUGGGCUUCUCAAAACAUAGCCCUGCAACCUUCGGCGUUAGAUCCAAGGGUAUCUUGAUGGGCCUUGGCUACGCACAGCUAGCAUUUUGGGCCAUAUGGUCUAUUCCAAUCACCACAUAUGCUUUCCUUCCCCAGCUAGCUCUUCUCAACAAAGUUUCUAUAUUCCCAAAGGUUUCAGACCCAUGGUUUUUCUUGUAUGCGUUUCUCUUCCUUGGGGCCUAUGGACAAGACUGUCUUGACUUUGUCUUAGCCGGUGGAUCAGUCCAGAGAUGGUGGAAUGAUCAGCGAUUUUGGCACAUAAGGGGAGUGACGUGUUAUUUAUUUGGUUCUAUAGAGUUCUUCCUCAAGUUCUUGGGAAUUUCAGCAUCUGGCUUUACGGUCACAAGCAAAGCAGUUGAUGCUGAACAGAGUAAAAGAUACGAACAAGGGAUCUUUGAGUUUGGGGUACAUUCACCCAUGUUUGUCUCCCUAACAUUGGCGGCCAUAAUUAAUUUAAUCUCAUUUUCCCAAGGGCUUGUUGAAGUUUUCAGAGGAAACAAUUUGGAGGGACUAUUUGUGCAGAUGUUCAUAUCAGGUUUUGCUGUGGUGAAUUCUUGGCCAAUUUACGAAGCCAUAGCUUUGAGAAAUGACAAGGGGAAAAUGCCUAUCAAAACCACCAUCAUGGCAACACUUCUGGCAGGUGCAUUCUAUGCAGCAUCUUCUUUCAUUUGCUGGUAAGAAUAUGAGGGCAUUUGAUUCAUGUUGUAAAGGAAGUGGCUGUUUUACUUUAUUUGCCGAUCUACAACAACGUUCCUCCUUAGGAUGCAUAUCUGGUAAGUAAGAAAUAAAAAUAAAAAAUUUAUAUCGAUGUA